This is a messenger RNA of Acaulospora colombiana, 1456 nucleotides long. The record is from the annotation of a GenBank genome assembly. NCBI's taxonomy places the organism in Eukaryota, Fungi, Glomeromycota, Glomeromycetes, Diversisporales, Acaulosporaceae.
AUGGUCUACAUUGGUAGAUUGAGUUCGGCUGCAGAAUUGGAAAGAACAAAUAAUCUUAAAAAAAAACUAACUGAAUGGGACUUUAAUGCUCACGACUUGUCGGAAGAAGACCAAUUGAGAUGUGUUGUCAUCAUUUUUGAGCAUGUCCUGGGAUUAAAGGAACUCAAAGACCUCCAUAUAUCGCCAAACCAAUUACACCAAUUUAUCUUCGCCAUCAUGAAGUCCUACCACGACACGAACCCCUACCAUAAUUUCGUCCAUGCCGUGGACGUCCUUCAGGCGAUGUUUCACUUUCUAUGCCUAAUAAAUCUUAUUCCUUCGUUUUUUCCAUCUGGAUAUGAGAAAAAAAAUCAGCAAAGGUGUAUUCCCGAUGAUCUUUUGAAGGGCUCCGAUGCCUUCGCGCUAUUAUUGGCUUCAAUUGGUCAUGAUGUCGGUCAUCCUGGCGUCAACAACCAUUUCCUGGUGGAAUCACAAACUCCCUUGGCUCAACUCUACAAUGACACAUCGGUUUUGGAGAGCUUUCAUGCCAUGACGCUGUUUAAUCUAAUGCGGAAACAUGGUUUCAAGGUUUAUGAAACUGAAACCACAAAAUAUAAGGAAUUUCGCAAGACCGUCGUAAACGCGAUACUUGCUACCGACAUGGAUAUUCACAACGAUUAUAUAGCAGACAUAGAAGAGCAUGCUAAAAAAUUCAAAUCAUCUGAUCCUCAACCAAGGCUUAAAUCACCCGAGAUACUAAGUAAAGAAAAAAAGACUAUCACUGGUGCACUGAUCAAAUGUGCCGACAUUAGUAACGUGGCGAGACCAUAUCAUAUUGCUGAAAGCUGGUCGAACGUUCUGAUGGAGGAGUUCAGAUGCCAAGGCGAUCUACAGAGGAAACUUGGCUUGCCUGUCCACCCGUUAAACGACAGGCAUGGAAGUUUGACGCAGUCCGAUUCCCAAAUAUUCUUCAUAGAUAAUUAUGCAAUGCCUCUAUUCAAGAGCGUUGGUGAUCUCUUACCAGAGAUGAGUUUCUCCUUGAAGUAUCUGGAAAACAACAGAAAAUCAUGGCAAGAAUGUAAGAAUGUUAGCGUUAACGAUCGCUCGCAUAGGCACAACAGCUCCGGUAAUGAUUCGGGAGUUAUUGUUUCCCCCAUUGAUAGCAGACAAAAUUCUCCCAUAGUUGCUGUUCCAGCAGCAAUGACCAUGCACCGUCAAGUGUCCGGUUCUUGCCUACGACCAAUUUCUACUUUACCCGAACGUCCGGGCUCGGAAGCGCAUUCUGACGACUUCAACAGAUCUAAUGUAGACGAGGUUCUUAGCAAUGCGGGCGCAUCGGAUGCUCCUUUAGUGCAUUCCAACAGUCACUCUAAACAACAAUCAUUCGGUUGGUCAUUAUUUGCGAGGAGCAAGUCGCAAACUGUUCAGAACACAAAUCAAUACAAUGGCAUCCCGUAUGAACAAGGCGAUCGGGAAA